GCCUCCCACCGCCCGCGCUCCCCGAGCUUGCGUCGGUGCCAGGCCCGGCCCCUCACUGUCCCCUCGCGGUCCCCUGGGGUCGCCGCGCGGCGGGGGGCGAGCAGCGGGCGCCCUGCCCUUCUCGGCCCGCGGGUCUCCGGGCGCCCCCUCCGGCGCACAGGGCCGCGAGCGCCGCCGCCAGAACUUCUGCCAGCGGCCGCCCGUAGCCCAAUUGCGCAGAGGGCUCGCCUUGCACCUCCUCUUCCCCCGCCGCCCUCCCUUUCGCCCAGAAAGGAGGACGGACCCAGCUGCAGGCUCCGAGCUGGUUUAUUCUGCGGCCGAGGAUUACAUUUAUGCACGAACGGUCUCACUGGCUCCAGAUUCCCCACUUGGGCACAGGCAUAGGAGGGUUGUUUUCCAAAUUGCUGGUUUUAAUUGCACCUGCCUUUCAGGUUACCUCUGGGAAUCUGUGGGAGAAGCUGAGAGGGUGGAAAAUGUUUCUUCCCUUUGCAAAAGGAAGAAAACUUUGUCACCCAGCGGGAGACCUCAGCCACGCGUAACCCGCGAGACACCGGAGCCGGGACGGGCUUUGACUGAUUCUGCCUGCGAGGGUUCCGUAGGAAAGGACGCUUGAACUCGGCGCUCCGGCGGCGGCGGCACGAGUUCCCUGUUCACCCUCCCUCCCCGCGGAAGUCCCCACGAGGUGGCUUCAGGGUGUAACAGAGCGCGCGGCUCCAGUCCGACGGCAGCGGCCGGGGGAGGGAAGGAGGGGACCGAACCCCCGAGGAGUUACCCAGAAUCAACUUCUGGUUAGAGUUAUGGGAAGCGCGGUUAUGGACACCAAGAAGAAAAAAGAUGUUUCCAGCCCCGGUGGGAGCGGCGGCAAGAAAAAUGCCAGCCAGAAGAGGCGUUCUCUGCGCGUGCACAUUCCGGACCUGAGCUCCUUCGCCAUGCCACUCCUGGACGGAGACCUGGAGGGUUCCGGAAAGCAUUCCUCUCGAAAGGUGGACAGCCCCUUUGGCCCGGGCAGCCCCUCCAAAGGAUUCUUCUCCAGAGGCCCCCAGCCCCGGCCCUCCAGCCCCAUGUCUGCACCUGUAAGGCCCAAGACCAGCCCCGGCUCUCCGAAAACCGUAUUCCCGUUCUCCUACCAGGAGUCCCCGCCGCGCUCCCCUCGACGCAUGAGCUUCAGCGGGAUCUUCCGCUCCUCCUCCAAAGAGUCUUCCCCCAACUCCAACCCUGCUACCUCGCCCGGAGGCAUCAGGUUUUUCUCCCGCUCCAGAAAAACCUCCGGCCUCUCCUCCUCUCCGUCAACACCCACCCAAGUGACCAAGCAGCACACAUUUCCCCUGGAAUCCUAUAAGCACGAGCCUGAACGGUUAGAGAAUCGCAUCUAUGCCUCGUCUUCCCCUCCGGAUACAGGGCAGAGGUUCUGCCCGUCUUCCUUCCAGAGCCCGACCAGGCCUCCACUGGCAUCACCGACACACUAUGCUCCCUCCAAAGCCGCGGCGCUGGCGGCGGCCCCGGGACCCGCGGAAGCCGGCAUGCUGGAGAAGCUGGAGUUCGAGGACGAAGCAGAAGACUCAGAAAGUGGUGUUUACAUGCGAUUCAUGAGGUCACACAAGUGUUAUGACAUCGUUCCAACCAGUUCAAAGCUUGUCGUCUUUGAUACUACAUUACAAGUUAAAAAGGCCUUCUUUGCUUUGGUAGCCAACGGUGUCCGAGCAGCGCCACUGUGGGAGAGUAAAAAACAAAGUUUUGUAGGAAUGCUAACAAUUACAGAUUUCAUAAAUAUACUACAUAGAUACUAUAAAUCGCCUAUGGUACAGAUUUAUGAAUUAGAGGAACAUAAAAUUGAAACCUGGAGGGAGCUUUAUUUACAAGAAACAUUUAAGCCUUUAGUGAAUAUAUCUCCAGAUGCAAGCCUCUUCGAUGCUGUAUACUCCUUGAUCAAAAAUAAAAUCCACAGAUUGCCAGUUAUUGACCCUAUCAGUGGGAAUGCACUUUAUAUACUCACCCACAAAAGAAUCCUCAAGUUCCUCCAGCUUUUUAUGUCUGAUAUGCCAAAGCCUGCCUUCAUGAAGCAGAACCUGGAUGAGCUUGGAAUAGGAACAUACCACAACAUUGCCUUCAUACAUCCAGACACUCCCAUCAUUAAAGCCUUGAACAUAUUUGUGGAAAGACGAAUAUCAGCUCUGCCUGUUGUGGAUGAGUCAGGAAAAGUUGUAGAUAUUUAUUCCAAAUUUGAUGUAAUUAAUCUUGCUGCUGAGAAAACGUACAAUAACCUAGAUAUCACAGUGACCCAGGCUCUUCAGCACCGUUCACAGUAUUUUGAAGGUGUUGUGAAGUGCAAUAAGCUGGAAAUACUGGAGACCAUUGUGGACAGAAUAGUGAGAGCUGAGGUCCAUCGGCUGGUGGUGGUAAAUGAAGCAGAUAGUAUCGUGGGUAUUAUUUCCCUGUCGGAUAUUCUGCAAGCCCUGAUCCUCACACCAGCAGGUGCCAAACAAAAGGAGACGGAAACAGAGUGACCGCCAUGAAUGUAGACGCCCUAGGAGGAGAACUUGAACAAAGUUUCUGGGUCACGUUUUGCCUCAUGAACACUGGCUGCAAGUGGUUAAGAAUGUAUAUCAGGGUUUAAUGAUGGGUAUUUCUUCCAGUGAUGUUGGAAUUAAGCUUAAAAAAGAAAGAUUUUAUGUGCUUGAAGAUUCAGGCUUGCAUUAAAAGACUGUUUUCAGACCUUUGUCUGACGGAUUUUAAAUGCUGUAUGUCAUUAAAGUGCACUGUGUCCUGAAGUUUUCAUUAUUUUUCAUUUCAAAGAGUUCACUGGUAUGGAACAGGUGAUGCGACAUAAGGUGAGUGCACGGCAUGUUCAGAUCACAGUGCCUUAUGUCCGAAUACAGCAAUAUGUCACCUCCGCAGCCAGGGCGCACGCGUGCGAAGCCACACCGAGCUUGAAUGUGGAAGUCUUUGAACCUUUUACCAAAUCAGUUUGUUUUCAUUAGAUUUGUCAAAAAGUUGUAAUUUGAAUAUAACUAAUUACUUUAAAACUGUAAUGACACUUUUACACGUAAGUGUUUUGUUCUGGGCUACCGUGUAAACGAGGCUGCUUUACCAACAGCUUUAUUUAUUUUUACGUUCAUGCCAUUUUUUUACACAUCUUUUGGUGGGGUAAACUUCACCACAUCCAUGAAUAAACUCUCAGUUUUUUUGAAAUGGCAAAUUUCUCAUUAUUUAAGUUUGGAUCUGGAAAGGACAUGACUUCUGAAACAGCCGCUGCUGGGUUUUCAAAGCUGAGGUCUCUCAAAAUGUGUAGGAGACGUUGCCGUCAGGCGGGAGCCAAGUGCCGGGAAGAUGUCUAUUUUUUUCUUGUGUAUUAAAAUGUAAAAUCAUGAUGUUUGUAUGACUGCUGAUGCGAUGUUUUUGUAAAUUUUAUUGUGGCAUAUACAGUAUCGUCAUACAGUUGAAGAGAAACAAUGUUUCCUAAUGUAAGUGCUCUGAAAAUGUUGACACUGUAUAUAUAUAUGAGGAUAGUUUGGGGUUUUUUUGUUUUGGGGUUUUUUUUUUCAGAUUGAAAAAUUAAAAUAAAUCCUACUAUCUACCA
This is a messenger RNA of Rhinopithecus roxellana (golden snub-nosed monkey), 3577 nucleotides long. RefSeq names its product protein kinase AMP-activated non-catalytic subunit gamma 2 (gene PRKAG2). Lineage: Eukaryota; Metazoa; Chordata; Mammalia; Primates; Cercopithecidae. The record is from RefSeq and is a predicted model, not a curated record. The coding region runs from base 798 to 2504 and encodes 568 amino acids. The transcript is spliced from 16 exons.